Molecule: messenger RNA, 4443 nt
Organism: Diabrotica virgifera virgifera (western corn rootworm)
Lineage: Eukaryota; Metazoa; Arthropoda; Insecta; Coleoptera; Chrysomelidae
Gene: Hnf4
Product: hepatocyte nuclear factor 4-gamma
Exons: 9
Coding region: 269-1807 (512 amino acids)
Biological process (GO): anatomical structure development; cell differentiation; regulation of transcription by RNA polymerase II
Cellular component (GO): nucleus
Molecular function (GO): nuclear receptor activity; RNA polymerase II cis-regulatory region sequence-specific DNA binding; nuclear steroid receptor activity
Source: RefSeq, a predicted model, not a curated record
AGAACAUACAUAAAAUAUGAGUUCAAUUUAAUUUUGUUUUAAUAAGAUCCCUUAUCUCCACGAUAAGUGAAUCUUACAUAAAAAUAUCCCCCCGCCAAAGACACUUUUCAACGUCCUCGAACAAAUUCAAAGUGUUACUGCAAGUCAAUCUAUAAACUACUGUUAAUAAAUUAACUCAGAGCGAUUGUCAGUAACAAAACAUUUUAAUUGACCGACUAACGUGCCUGAUUUACUUACGAGUGUUUGGUGUUUUGUGCAAGUGCUUUCCAUGAUGCCUUCUUCUUAUUAUUCACCGAGUCCCGGUGAAAUAUCGAUAUCUGACGGCGAGAUUGAGGGGAACGAUUGCCUUUUGAGCAGUACCAUUCGAUUAGACGAUAAGUUUCUAAGUUACAGCAUAAUAUUGGACUCAGACAUGACGAUGGCGGCGUGCAAUAAUUCGCUAACAGCUACGUUAAGUAACGUUAGCGGAGGCGUCAACGCCAUCAGCCAACAGUGUGCCAUUUGCGGAGACAGAGCCACCGGAAAACAUUACGGCGCCGCCUCGUGUGACGGUUGCAAAGGAUUCUUCAGGCGCUCCGUCAGAAAAAAUCAUUUAUAUACGUGUCGAUUUAAUAGAAAUUGUGUAGUAGAUAAGGACAAAAGGAAUCAAUGUAGAUAUUGUAGACUAAGAAAAUGUUUUAAGGCUGGUAUGAAAAAAGAAGCUGUACAGAAUGAAAGGGACCGAAUAAGUUGUCGAAGGCCUAGUUACGAAGAAAACACUCAAAACAACGGGUUAUCAGUGGGAUCAUUAUUAAAUGCAGAAAUGUUAUCUAGGCAAGUAGGAGCAGCAUUAGAGCAAAUGGGUCCAAAUCCAGUAAACGAAUACGACAUAUCAGGUAGACAACUGGCCAGUAUAAACGACGUGUGUGAAUCAAUGAAACAGCAACUUUUAAUAUUAGUGGAAUGGGCUAAGUACAUCCCUGCCUUCACGGAGUUACAGUUGGACGAUCAGGUGGCCCUUCUUCGAGCACAUGCAGGUGAACACCUUCUAUUAGGAUUAGCCAGGAGGUCUAUGCACCUAAAAGACGUGCUUCUACUAGGAAAUAAUUGUAUAAUAACAAAAGAAUGUCCAGCUAUGAUACCAGAUCCUCGUAACGUAUCUCCAGAUAUGAGCAUCUCCAGAGUCGGGACCAGGAUCAUCGACGAGCUCGUCAAGCCCAUGAACGACGUCCAGAUCGACGACACCGAGUUCGCUUGCCUGAAAGCCAUAGUCUUCUUUGAUCCAAAUGCUAAAGGAUUGAGCGAACCAGCCAGAAUCAAAACUCUUCGGUAUCAAAUCCAAAUCAAUCUUGAAGAUUACAUCAGCGAUCGUCAAUACGACAGCAGAGGCCGCUUUGGAGAACUGUUGCUGACUCUUCCACCUCUACAAUCGAUAACGUGGCAGAUGAUCGAACAAAUCCAGUUUGCAAAACUUUUUGGAGUGGCACACAUCGAUAGUUUGUUACAGGAAAUGCUUCUUGGAGAACCGAUUCUAGGCGCAAGCAUCGACGCCACUCCACCAGCACUGGUGGUCCCGAACAACAAUCACAUCAACAACAACAACAAUAGCUAUCAGAGCACCAGUGACUCAGCUGACAGUCCCAUCACUUCGCCUCUAGCCACACCCAACAGCCCACAGGAUCACUUGAUCAACAGCAACGUUGCCAGUCCGUCUGGUCCACCAUCUAGCGUGCUAGGACUACGCGAGAUGGUGCCGUUGGACGAAGCCGUGCACUAUCCGAUAUCGUUCAAAGAAGAGCCGCUGAAAGAAGAACAGCAUAGUUUUUAGGUUAUGGACUUUUUGGAAGUAUAUUCGUAGUUUGUUGUAUACUGGAAAUGUUUUGUUUGUGGAGAAUUAUGAACUGUCCUUUUCGAGAAGAUAUAUACAAUACACUUACAGUUCGACAGAAAUAUUUGAAACUGCCAAAGUCGAAACCGAUCGAAAAUUUUAUAUUCCCCCUAUUGCACUCUGACGCGUGAUAUGGGUACCCUAUCAACCAAAUGCUCUUCAUGUGGGAGUCAUUUGUAAUACAACUCCAACAUGGUAAUCUAACCGUUUCAAGAUUCAAGCUAGGAUGAGGAGCUCUAUUCCUGUUAUCUUCUGGUGACUUAUCCGCGAAACUAAAAUUACUUGCUUGGGUCCCAAGCCACUACUCUGGACUAUGCCCAGUUCAGAGACUUAGAGCUCAUGUGUUUGGGCUCUACUUGCCCGGGUAUUUAGCUUUUUGAUUUUUUUUUGGAUGGCUUGCGCCGGUUUUUGUUAGUAUUUUGUAUAUUUUUUUUGUUGACUGAAGCCGUUUUUUGUGGUUUUUCAGUAGAUGUCUCUGAAAAAAAAUCAUGAUUAGUGGAAUCUACUCAGUGUUUGCACGUAUCUACGUUGAACAAAACCACUGAUUUCGUGCACAAUGCAUUUUAAAAGCAUGUUUACUGUUUGCACCAACGCGUUGAACUGAAGUCCGCUCUACUUGAAUUACUACCUGAGUGACAUUCGCAGUUUCAGAUAUUCCUGUACAGUUGUAUUUAUUUUUAAAUAAGCGCUGUACAUUUAUAAUGAAAAUGGACAGAGCUCUAGAAUAUUUUCCAUAUAUGCCUAAAGAAGGUCUUAAAUAUUUGCGAACAAUUUCCAAGCCAACACAAAACAUUUUCAAAAUUAUAUAGUACAUUAAAAAUACCCGUAUGUGGUAUUUUUCACAUAUAUGUAUAACGUUAAUAAUCAUAUUGAUUGACAAGUAGUUACCUAUUUCUUCUGUGUAUAUAUUUUACCUUCACUGUUAAGUUUUUGGUUAGGGUUAUUUGUAAAAAUGGCGUAAGUAAUUUGUCGCGUUCAGGAGACAAAAAAGAGACAGAGCGGUUCCGCAACUGUUGGGAAUUCGUUCUCUGCGAACGUGCUACUUGCGGAACGUGUUUCGGAACGGCGCCAUAACAGUGAGCUCUUUUUAAUUUCGCUACCUCCGUCCAACGUAUGCUACAUUUGUGAAUUUGUCAAUACACUUGUUGAAAGAUGGCGUCAAGUACUAAUUAUCAAUUGGAAAAUGGCCCAGGCGGUAAACAAUCCAUGAUCUUUGACCAUGGUUAUAAAGUAAAAAACAAUUUAUUGUGCAGAGACAAGUAUAUAACCUCACAUAUAACAGAAAGUGAUAUACUGUCACGACUUUAGGGAGCGAAGCGUUCACAUAAUUUAACUGUUACGGCUCCAUCGGGAACUGCUCCUUCACUUUUUUUUCCUGAAUGCGACCAUUGGAUAUAAUGUUACUGUAAGACUGAUAUAAGCGUGCUAUCAGAAAUUCUGUGCCUUGUUUAAUGCCAAUUUGUACCAUAAAAGGGACAUUUUUUACUGGUUAUGUCUAAAUGGCGAGUGAAGAUUAUAUACUCCGAAGUCAAUAAUGCCCGGACACACACUUACAUACACAAUUAUUGAUGUACAAAUAAUAUUGUCGUGCCUUUGGUAAAUUAGGCUCGAAGCUGCGUGAGAGUUGCGAGCAGGCUACGUUUCAGCAGCUGAAGCUGCUGAACUGAAGCUGUCGGUUCAGCAGUACAUAAGUUUAAUUUAUUCACUGCACACUCGAGCUGAGCCGGUUGCAAGUGACUUACAAGCCGGGUGUACCGAGAACACGCCAGUUUCUGCUACGCCGCCACGUGCACGCGGCUUAAAACAAGUUAGGAGGUUUGGCAGUAUGUUGUAAACAUUCAUUCAGUAGACGUUGGCCGCGCGAUCGAUUUCAACGUAGAUACAGAGCUGUUUAUUUCUGGCGUAUAUUGAGCCCGUGAAACCGCUUAAAUGUGUAUUGACGGGAAACUUGGCUUGAAAACAAACAGUUUGAUUGUAGCGUGCACGCAACUUGAAAACACGCAAAUGUGCGUCGAGCCUAACAAUUUCUUAGUCUUCCAUAGACUCAUAGUAUAUAACCUUGAGAAAAUAACUUGUAAAAAGCUAAUUAGAAAAAAUGUAUAAACAUUUUCAAUUUCUUUGCAAUCCGAAAAUGCAGCAGCAAUAUACUCGAGUUAAAUCGGAGAGUGCAGGAAGAGUCUAUUCCGGUUUCGGGUAUUUUUUACCCUCAUCGGUAAUCCCAUAUCCUUUUCUCUCCGAUUUCACCAGGUACCCUGCUUUGGGCCUUUCCGAAUUGCAAAGAACGAAAUGCCGCAGAUGUACUAGAGACAUCUACCGAAAAACAAUAUAAGUUAUCAAUCGAAGUAGAACAGAAAACGACAAUAAAUAUCGUUCCCAUACCACCAGAUUGCCAACAGGUGGAAUACUUUCUUUGGUUACAACCUCCCGUGAUUUUCAAAAAUUAUAAUUAAUUAGAAAAGCUUGUGAAAUGAAAAUUACACGAUCUGGUAUUUUAGCCAUUUCCACAGAAUAGCUUACAUAUAAUCUAACUUGUUUGCUAUUUUAUUAAUAAAAUGUUUUAACAUAUUUAAAAACAA